AUGCUUCUGGGGAGUGGUCGUGGUAAAACCGGAGGCAAGGCCAGAGCUAAGGCCAAGACCCGCUCCUCCCGUGCCGGGCUCCAGUGGGCCAUUGGCCUUGUUCACAGGCUGCUGCGUAAAGGUAACUAUGCAGAGCGUGUCAGUGCAGGCGCCCCGGUCUACCUGGCUGCUGUGCUGGAGUAUCUGACGGCUGAGAUUCUCGAGCUGGCUAGAAACGCCGCCCGAGACAACAAGAAGACAAGGAUCAUCCCCCGUCACCUGCAGCUGGCUGUCCGCAACGACGAGGAGCUCAGCAAGCUGCUGGGUGGAGUCACCAUUGCUCAGGGUGGUGUGCUGCCUAACAUCCAGGCUGUGCUGCUGCCCAAGAAGACCGAGAAGCCCGCCAAGACCAAGUAAAGCUGCUGCUUCUCACCGCUACUAGCUCCAAAAACGGCUCUUUUAAGAGCCACACACUCCAAACAAAGAGCUUUCAUCUUUGUUUGUUGUUCUGUUUAAUAUGCAGGAUUAAAUUUAAGAGUAGGUUCUAAAUUAUCAUUUUUACUAAUCACAUACUUCCUAUUUUUCUUGUCCACAUCAAUAAUUACAUUUA
This is a messenger RNA of Nothobranchius furzeri (turquoise killifish), 589 nucleotides long. NCBI's taxonomy places the organism in Eukaryota, Metazoa, Chordata, Actinopteri, Cyprinodontiformes, Nothobranchiidae. The record is from RefSeq and is a predicted model, not a curated record.